AUGGGCUCUUUCGAAGAUCGUAUCGACGCCGCUGUGCGGAAUCGUGAUAUCCCCGGUAUCAUACUUCAUGCCCAAGACAAAUCCGGCAACUUCCAGUACUCGCACAUCUUUGGGGAUGAGUUGAAAAGCUCAACACCGCUGUCAGAUGACAACAUCCUCACUCUUGCUUCAGUCACGAAGCUCUUCACGACGAUCGCUGCCUUGCAGCUCGUAGAGCGUGGAAUCCUGACCCUCGACGGGGAUGUAUCGAAACAUGUCCCGACACUAGCACAGAAGCCCGUCUUGACCGGCUUCACGGAGUCUGGCAAGCCCAUCGAGGUACAGCGCAAGAAGCCCAUCACCCUGCGCCACCUUCUCACGCAUAGCGCCGGCAACAGCUACGACUUCCUCAGCGACGCGACGCGAGAGUGGCAGUCUUUUCAUGGUCUCAAACCAACGCGCGGGAACACCGUCGAAGAGCGCUUUGGGUACCCCUUGAACUACGAGCCGGGAGAAGACUGGGCCUACAGUUGCAGCUCAGAUUGGACGGGGAAGCUAAUUGAGAAUGUGUCUGGGACGUCGCUUGAGCAGUACAUGCGGGAAAACAUCUGGGACCCGGUUGGUGCAUCGAGUUUCACAUUCAACGUCGAGUCCGUGAGAUCCAAACUGUGGGGGAUGAACACACGUGAUAGGGACACAGGAAAGAUUAUUCUUCAUCGCGGAAGGGAGUUGAACCAAGGAGUGACCGACUGUCUUGGUGGACAAGGCUCCUACGGCUCGGCUCCAGAUGUCAUGCGAGUGUUGCGCUCACUGCUGAUUGACGACGGAAAGCUGCUGAGCCCGAUAAUGACUGCCGAGAUGUUCAAACCCCAGCUCUCGCCAGGGUCUAAGAAGAGUUUGUUGAAGGCAAUGGAAGAGCCGGAGUGGGCAGUCGGGCAUUUUCCUGUCACAGGCGAGUAUGACUGGGGUCUUGGAGGUCUGCUUGUGGAUGGACAUAGUCACCCGUACCGCCGGAACGGGACGCUGAUGUGGAGUGGCGCGUCAAAUGUUUUCUGGUGGAUCGAUCGCAAAGCUGGGCUUUGUGGCUUCUUUGCGACGCAGAUGCUCCCUGCGGCAGAGGAAGGAGUCCGGCCAUACAUCAAGGCAUUUGAAGAUGAGAUGUACUCAAAGGUCAAGGGUUUCAAGACUCGCGCAGUGCUUUGA
This is a messenger RNA of Colletotrichum phormii, 1182 nucleotides long. RefSeq names its product beta-lactamase. The transcript is spliced from 3 exons. The record is from RefSeq and is a predicted model, not a curated record. The coding region runs from base 1 to 1182 and encodes 393 amino acids. NCBI's taxonomy places the organism in Eukaryota, Fungi, Ascomycota, Sordariomycetes, Glomerellales, Glomerellaceae.